This is a messenger RNA of Strigops habroptila (Kakapo), 1096 nucleotides long. Its product is annotated as U1 small nuclear ribonucleoprotein 70 kDa-like. The record is from RefSeq and is a predicted model, not a curated record. Gene Ontology annotation, cellular component: U1 snRNP; precatalytic spliceosome; U2-type prespliceosome. Gene Ontology annotation, molecular function: U1 snRNA binding; mRNA binding. The transcript has 4 exons. Lineage: Eukaryota; Metazoa; Chordata; Aves; Psittaciformes; Psittacidae. The annotation marks the transcript as partial. Gene Ontology annotation, biological process: mRNA splicing, via spliceosome.
CCCCCCCACAACACCCCCCCCCCCAAAUCACCCCCCCACGCCAACCCCCGCUGGCGGGUGACGCAUCCGCCUGUUCAGAUCUACAUGGUGUACAACAAGCGCUCCGGGAAGCCCCGCGGUUACGCCUUCAUCGAGUACGAGCACGAGCGGGACAUGCACUCCGCCUAUAAACACGCUGAUGGGAAGAAGAUCGAUGGGCGCCGGGUGCUGGUGGAUGUGGAAAGGGGAAGGACAGUGAAGGGAUGGAGACCCCGGCGCUUGGGGGGAGGUUUGGGGGGUACCCGCCGAGGAGGAGCCGAUGUGAACAUCAGGCACUCGGGCAGGGAUGAUACGUCCCGCUAUGACGAGAGGGACCGGGAGCGGGAGCGGGAGCGGGAGCGCCGGGAGCGCUCUCGGGAACGGGACCGGCGCCGUUCGCGCUCCCGGGACCGGCGCCGCCGCACCCGGAGCCGCGAGAAGGAAGAACGGGACCGGAAGCGAGGCGGGAGCCGGGACCGCAGCAAAGAGCGCGACCGGAAACGCCGCAGCCGCUCCCGCGAGCGCAAACGGGAUCGCGACCGGGAUCGCGACAAGAAGGAGGAAGGGCUCGAACCCUUGGAGCCCCCCGAGGAUCUCCUGGGGAGCGGCGGCGGCGGCGGCGGGGGGGGGGGCGGCAUUCCCGAUCCCGGCCCCCCCGAUGGGCUGGGAUCCAAAGGGGACGGGGAGGACAAGAGCCGGGAGCGGGAGCGGGAGCGGCGCCGCGGGCACCGGGAGCGGGAGCGGCGCCGGGAGCGGGACCGGGAACGGGAGCGGCCGGAGCGCGAGCACAAACGGGAACGGGAGCGGCUGGAGCGGCGGGAGGAGAGACCCCCCGGGCCGGACGCGCCGGAUGCGAUGGGCGGGGGGGGGGACCCCGGCUCCGAGCUGUUCCUGCAGGCGGACACCCUCCCGCCCCCCGAGGGGUACAUGGGGGCGGAGAACGGGUACCUGAUGGACCCCCCCAUGGAGUGAUGGGGGGGGGAACCCCCAAAACGGCCCCCCCGGACCACACCCCCCCCUCAGCCCCCUCCCAAAACCCCGUUUUUUGUGCUUCGAAUAAAAGGUGUUUUAAUGGAAA